CAGAGGAGAACCAUCAACAUCAGAGCAAAUGGAACAUUUUGGGGAUUUUAUCUUUUUCAUUUUGUUCAGUCCCACCACAAUGCUGGGAGCCGUUGUUCUCCUGCUUGUACUUUAUCUUGUCUCUGUCAUUUUCAUCUCUAAGGAAAAAAGAAAUGAACCCCCAGGACCGAGACCUCUGCCCCUGCUUGGUAACCUGUUGCAAUUAGAUCUCAAGAGACCCCACAAAACUCUGUGUGAGCUUUCAAAGAAAUAUGGCUCUGUAUUUACUCUUUACUUUGGAACCAACAAAGUCGUGGUCCUGGCUGGAUAUGAGACAGUCAGAGAGGCACUGGUCAACUAUGCAGAGGAGUUUGGAGAGCGCAACAUCUCCCCGAUACUUAAUGAUAUAAACCGAGGUCAUGGGAUUCUGUUUGCAAAUGGAGAAUCAUGGAAAGAGCUGAGAUAUUUUGCUCUCACCACCCUCAAAGACUUUGAGUUCAGCAAAAGACUUUCUCAUAAAAUCUUGGCGGAGUGUAGCUAUCUCAUUCAAGCGAUCGAAGAGCAUAAAGGAGAACCAUUUGAUACAGCACUUCCAAUAAAUUAUGCAACAGCCAAUAUUAUCUUCUCCGUUGUGUACGGAUGCAGAUUUGACUACAAUGACCCGAUAUUCACAAAAAUGGUGAAGCGAGCCAAUCAUGCCACAUGUGUCACAGGUUCUGCAUCAGUCCAGCUUUAUAACAUGUUUCCCCGGCUGUUCAGAUGGAUUAAAAAUCGUCAGGUGCUGUUAAAAAAUGUUGAGACGACCAUCAGAGAUGUAAAGUAUUUAAUUACGUACCUGAAAGAGACACUGGACCCUGACACGUGCCAAGGGUUUGUGGACUGUUUUUUGAUUUGGAAGCAGAAAGAGGAAGAAUUUGGUAUUGACGAUUCUCACUACAGUGAGGAGAACUUGAUAUUCACAGUGAUUGACCUGUUUGUCGCUGGUACUGACACCACGGCAGCCACACUGAGAUGGGGUUUGCUGUUAAUGGCUAAAUAUCCACACGUACAGGAGCAGGUCCAUGAGGAGCUGAGACAUGUAGUAGGAAGCCGACAAGUCAGUGUUGAUGAUCGGAAAAACCUGCCCUACACUGAUGCAGUCAUUCACGAGAUCCAGAGACUGGCUAAUAUUCUACCUGCAUGCCUUCCUCACCAAACUAGCCAAGAUGUCACCUUCCAGGGAUACUUUAUCAAAAAGGGAACUAUUGUAUUUCCCCUUCUUACUUCUGUCCUGUAUGAUGAGAGUGAAUGGGAGAGCCCACACACUUUUAACCCUUCUCAUUUCCUGGAUAAGGAAGGUAAAUUUGUCAAGAGAGAUGCCUUCAUGCCCUAUUCUGCAGGUCGCAGGAUGUGUCUCGGAGAAGGUCUGGCUAAGAUAGAGCUCUUCCUCUUCUUCACCUCCCUCAUUCAGCGCUUUUGCUUCACUCCUCCACCUGGAAUUACAGAGGAUGAACUGGAUCUCACACCAGCUGUGGGAUUCACCACCCCUCCUUCAUCUCAUAUGCUGUGUGCUGUCAGUCGCCAUUGAGCGAGAGCUUAAGCAGGGCUUCUUUAAAGUGAAUGCCUGCGGCAAGCAGAAGUAUAAUUUUUCAACCACCAGCAAAUGUCACGAUCCUCAACACCUGGAUUGUUGAGCAAAAGCAGAUGUUGUGAGAUAAAAGGAGAAAAAUGUAUUUCAGUCCUUCACAUUAAGGCAAAUAAAACUGUAUUAACAGGAAUGAGUGGUGUUCUUUAGAGAUGGGAAAAAUUGGUCUAAUUUUUUUGCUUGAAUUUGCUGUUUUUACCAAGUAAUUCACACAGUUUACCAUAUAUUUCUGCUUUCUGACACUUUGAUUGUUUUUUCCACAAUGAUUUUGAUGCUGUUUAAUCUUACUAUAUGCUGCACAUUGUGAAAAUUAAGUCUUUAAUUUAUAGUAAAUACAAAAAAUAGGUGUUUUAGGUGGGAGAUAUGCAGUGGGAUGACUGGACAAAAUGUUGUUUUCACACAUCUGAAUUUGUGAUUUUCACCAAGACAUGAACAUAAUACACUCCUUCUGACUGUUUUUGUAAAACUGAUUUUUGCUCUGUAAUAUGUUAAAGGUUUGUUCUUUAUAUUGCACCUAAUGGCUAAAAUUCUGUACUAUAUUAUAUAGACCUGAACCUGCAUCUUCAAAUAUCUAUUAAA
This is a messenger RNA of Oreochromis niloticus (Nile tilapia), 2182 nucleotides long. Its product is annotated as cytochrome P450 2K1. Gene Ontology annotation, biological process: xenobiotic metabolic process. NCBI's taxonomy places the organism in Eukaryota, Metazoa, Chordata, Actinopteri, Cichliformes, Cichlidae. The coding region runs from base 29 to 1546 and encodes 505 amino acids. Gene Ontology annotation, cellular component: cytoplasm; intracellular membrane-bounded organelle. The transcript is spliced from 9 exons. The record is from RefSeq and is a predicted model, not a curated record. Gene Ontology annotation, molecular function: oxidoreductase activity, acting on paired donors, with incorporation or reduction of molecular oxygen, reduced flavin or flavoprotein as one donor, and incorporation of one atom of oxygen; iron ion binding; heme binding.